GAAGUGCUCGUCAGUUUUCGAAGUAGGAGCCAUGGCGACAACAGCUCAGUAUAUUCCGAGGAAUAACUCCUUACCGUCUAACCCGCUCAUGCAUCCGGAUUCGGAUAGGAUGCAUCAGGGGACGACCUACAGAGAGGUGCAGAAAAUGAUGCACCACGAGUACUUGCAAGGGCUAGCGGCUACCAACACGGGACACCCGAUGAGCCUGACGCACCACCAGUGGCUGCCCACCUCCAACACCGACUGGUCCAGCGGCACCCACGUCGGACAGCAGGAGCACAAAGCCUCUGUGCAGGCUACCCGGGAGGACCUGAGCAGCGGCUUCCACCACAGAUCUCACCUGGUGCACCAGCAGACGCAGAGUAGCCACCAUGGUUCGUGGGCACCGACCACGACGCACCACUUAUCCACUCUCUCCCCAACAUCUAACGGCCACCAGUCACUGGUCUACUCGCAGCCUGGAUACACAAACCUUAACGCAAUGCUGAGUCCCCAGCCCGGUGCCCUACACCAUGGCAUGCGGGACCCGCUCCACGACGAGUCGGGCAGCCACGACAACCAGAUGGAGUCGCCCCAGCAGGCGUUCAGUCACCACCAGGACCACUCGGACGAGGACGCGCCCAGCUCCGACGACCUGGAGCAGUUCGCCAAGCAGUUCAAGCAGCGGCGAAUCAAACUGGGCUUUACGCAGGCGGACGUGGGCUUGGCCUUAGGCACCCUGUAUGGAAACGUCUUUUCUCAGACCACAAUCUGCAGGUUUGAGGCGCUGCAGCUCAGCUUCAAGAAUAUGUGCAAACUUAAGCCGCUCUUAAACAAGUGGCUGGAGGAGACAGACUCAAACACGGGCAGUCCCACCAAUUUGGACAAGAUUGCAGCGCAGGGCAGGAAACGAAAGAAGAGGACCUCCAUUGAAGUGGGGGUGAAAGGGGCGCUGGAAAAUCAUUUCUUAAAAUGCCCAAAGCCGUCUGCUCAUGAAAUCACCAGUUUAGCCAACACUCUGCAGUUGGAAAAAGAGGUUGUCCGUGUUUGGUUUUGCAACAGAAGACAGAAAGAGAAAAGAAUGACACCAAUUGGGGUCCCUCACCCGAAUAUGGAGGACGUAUAUUCCCAAGCAGAGACCCCUCCUCUACACCGCACACUACAGAGUCCUGUACAGUGACUGUUUUCAUGAACAAUCCGAGCAUUUCCGCGGGGGGAUAGAAAAGGGAAAGGGACUAUGGAGUUUACAGUAUUUAAGUUUGGCUUUUGUUUUCCUGACAGAAAAGAGACUUGGAAAAGUUGAACAGAUGAGUUUUACCCUUAGUAUUCGGAGAUCGUCGUGUCCAGCAAAUAGAUGGCAAGAGUGAAAAUGUUAAGAAGAUUAAAAAAAAAUCAAGAAAAAAAAGACAAAAAAAAAA
Messenger RNA from Cottoperca gobio, 1397 nucleotides. It is a transcript of the gene pou3f1, whose product is annotated as POU class 3 homeobox 1. Gene Ontology annotation, cellular component: nucleus. Bases 32 to 1159 code for a protein of 375 amino acids. The transcript has a single exon. NCBI's taxonomy places the organism in Eukaryota, Metazoa, Chordata, Actinopteri, Perciformes, Bovichtidae. Gene Ontology annotation, molecular function: RNA polymerase II cis-regulatory region sequence-specific DNA binding; DNA-binding transcription factor activity, RNA polymerase II-specific. The record is from RefSeq and is a predicted model, not a curated record. Gene Ontology annotation, biological process: brain development; regulation of transcription by RNA polymerase II.